Molecule: messenger RNA, 222 nt
Organism: Penicillium diatomitis
Lineage: Eukaryota; Fungi; Ascomycota; Eurotiomycetes; Eurotiales; Aspergillaceae
Exons: 2
Coding region: 1-222 (73 amino acids)
Source: RefSeq, a predicted model, not a curated record
AUGUCGCAAUACGCUUUCCCAGGCACAAGUCCAUCACACCGACCACAUCCCACCGGCUUUGCCGGCUACAAUUAUUACAUGGACGCCAAAGCGCGUCACGCAACUGCCAUGAUCGAGGAAGAGAAGCGAAUGGCCCGUAAUCAACAACUCAUGGACGCCUACGGGAGCAAAGAGUCACUAUCGGAUAUGCAGCAAGCGCUUGAUGCGUAUCACGCUCGAUAA